GCAAAUGACCAAACUACGCAACAUCUAUCACUAUAUAAGUAUAUAUACCUCACCACCUUUUCCCUCUCAUCCACAAACAAUAACACAAAACAUGGCUUUCACAAAAAUCUCCUUAGUCCUUCUUCUCUGCCUCUUAGGUUUGUAUUCUGAAACCGUCAAGUCUCAAAACUGCGGUUGCGCUCCAAACCUCUGUUGCAGUCAGUUCGGUUACUGUGGUACCGACGAUGCAUACUGCGGUGCUGGAUGCCGAUCAGGUCCUUGUAGAGGCAGUGGAACCCCGACUGGUGGAUCGGUCGGUAGCAUUGUGACACAAGGUUUCUUUAACAACAUUAUCAACCAAGCUGGUAAUGGUUGCGCCGGGAAAAGAUUCUACACCCGUGACUCUUUCGUUAAUGCCGCUAAUACUUUCCCCAACUUUGCCAAUUCCGUUACCAGACGUGAAAUUGCUACCAUGUUUGCUCAUUUCACUCACGAGACCGGACAUUUCUGCUACAUAGAAGAGAUUAACGGAGCAUCACGUAACUACUGCCAGAGCAGCAACACACAAUACCCAUGUGCACCGGGCAAAGGCUACUUCGGUCGUGGUCCGAUCCAACUAUCAUGGAACUACAACUACGGAGCGUGUGGACAAAGUCUCGGUCUUGACCUUCUACGCCAGCCCGAACUUGUCGGUAGCAACCCAACUGUAGCUUUCAGGACGGGUUUGUGGUUUUGGAUGAACAGCGUAAGGCCGGUUCUGAACCAAGGGUUUGGAGCCACCAUUAGAGCCAUCAAUGGAAUGGAAUGUAACGGUGGUAAUUCCGGUGCAGUCAACGCAAGGAUUGGAUACUAUAGAGACUAUUGUGGACAGCUUGGUGUGGACCCUGGUCCUAACCUUAGUUGCUAAAAAAAACUUUGAACCCAAACACGCACACUUGUGACGUGGCACGUGAUAAGAUGGGAUUAUAAGUGAGAUAAUAAAUUUAAAUUUCACACGUAUGUACUUAAUGUUGGGUCUCAGUGUUCCCUGCGUCACAAGCAAAAAAUGGUUGUAAUAAACUUGUGAAAGUGAUUUUCUUUUCUUAUGUGACUUCUUAUGAAAGUGAAUUUUAAGAUUGAUAGA
Messenger RNA from Arabidopsis lyrata subsp. lyrata, 1102 nucleotides. RefSeq names its product endochitinase At2g43590. The transcript is spliced from 2 exons. Lineage: Eukaryota; Viridiplantae; Streptophyta; Magnoliopsida; Brassicales; Brassicaceae. The record is from RefSeq and is a predicted model, not a curated record. Gene Ontology annotation, biological process: cell wall macromolecule catabolic process; carbohydrate metabolic process; chitin catabolic process. Gene Ontology annotation, molecular function: chitin binding; chitinase activity. The coding region runs from base 5 to 886 and encodes 293 amino acids.